GCGCGGGGGGCGGGCCGCGCCGGGCGGAGCCGGGGCCCGGGCCGCUGCCGGACUCGGAGCCCGAGGGAGCGAUCGGCGCGCAGGCAGCCGAGUCCCGGGCGCACUCCGGGGGCGCGGCGAGGUCGAGGGGGCGGGCGCCGGGCGGAGCCGGAGCCGCAGCCGGGGCGCCUGGAGGCGAUCGGGCCGCUCUCUCCGAGCUCAGGGCAGCGGAGAGCCGGUGCGGCGGGGGUCGGGGCCGGAGCGCAGCUCCGGGGCUGAGGUGGGCCGAGAGGAGCCGCGGUCCGAGGGGCCGGAGCGGCGCCGGGACCCUCCCCAGGGGCGCGGAGGCCGGGUGGGCCCGGGCCAUGCGCGCCGCUCGCUGAGGCCAAGGGAGGCCGCGAUGGAGGUGCCGGCGGGGGAGCCCCCGGCCCGGGGCUGCGGUCCCCCGCCCGCGCCCGCCCCGGAGAGGAAGAAGAGCCACCGCGCGCCGUCGCCGGCCCGGCCCAAGGACGUGGCCGGCUGGUCUCUGGCCAAGGGCCGCCGAGGCCCAGGCCCCGGCGCCGCAGCCGCCUGCAGCGCCGCGUCCUCCGCGCGGCCCGACAAGAAGGGGCGCGCAGUGGCGCCCGGGGCGCGGAGCGCGGGGACGCGAGUGGCCGGGGUCCGCACCGGGGUUCGCGCCAAGGGCCGCCCGCGCCCGGGCACCGGGCCGCGACCGCCGCCCCCGCCGCCCAGCCUCACCGACAGCAGCUCGGAGGUGUCGGACUGCGCGUCGGAGGAGGCGCGCUUGCUGGGCCUGGAGCUGGCGCUGAGCAGCGACGCCGAGUCCGCGGCCGGGGGCCCGGCGGGGGCCCGCACCGGGCAGCCGCCCCAGCCCGCGCCGCCAGCACAGCAGCCCCCGCGGCCGCCCGCCUCCCCCGAUGAGCCGUCGGUGGCCGCGUCGUCGGUGGGCAGCAGCCGCCUGCCACUCAGUGCCUCGCUCGCCUUCUCCGACCUCACCGAGGAGAUGCUGGACUGUGGGCCCGGCGGCUUCGUGCGGGAGCUGGAGGAGCUACGCUCGGAGAACGACUAUCUCAAGGAUGAGAUCGAGGAGCUGCGCGCAGAGAUGCUCGAGAUGCGGGAUGUCUACAUGGAGGAGGAUGUGUACCAGUUGCAGGAGCUCCGGCAGCAGCUGGACCAGGCCAGCAAGACCUGCCGCAUCCUGCAGUACCGGCUGCGCAAGGCUGAGCGCCGCAGCCUCCGUGCCGCUCAGACAGGCCAGGUGGAUGGAGAGCUCAUCCGAGGGCUGGAGCAGGACGUCAAGGUCUCUAAGGACAUCUCUGUGCGGCUGCAUAAGGAGCUUGAGACAGUGGAGAAGAAACGGGCGCGGCUGGAGGAGGAGAACGAGGAGCUUCGGCAGCGGCUCAUCGAGACCGAGCUGGCCAAGCAGGUGCUGCAGACGGAGCUGGAACGGCCGAGAGAGCAUUCCUUGAAGAAAAGAGGAACUCGCUCUCUGGGGAAGACAGACAAGAAGCCUUCGGUGCAGGAGGACAGUGCGGACCUGAAGUGCCAGCUGCACUUUGCAAAGGAGGAGUCAGCCCUCAUGUGCAAGAAGCUCACCAAGCUAGCCAAGGAGAACGACAGCAUGAAGGAGGAGCUCCUCAAAUACCGCUCGCUCUACGGUGAUCUGGACAGUGCCCUGUCUGCCGAGGAGCUGGCCGACGCACCCCACUCUCGGGAGACUGAGCUGAAGGUGCACCUGAAGCUGGUGGAGGAGGAAGCCAACCUGCUGAGCCGCCGCAUCGUGGAGCUGGAGGUGGAAAACCGAGGCCUGCGGGCGGAGAUGGACGACAUGAAGGACCACGGCGGCGGCUGCGGAGGCUCGGAGGCACGCCUGGCCUUCUCGGCGCUGGGCGGCGGCGAGUGCGGGGAAAGCCUGGCGGAGCUGCGGCGACACCUGCAGUUUGUGGAGGAGGAGGCGGAGCUGCUCCGACGCUCCUCAGCUGAGCUGGAGGACCAGAACAAGCUGCUGCUGGCCGAGCUGGCCAAGUACCGCUCAGAGCACGAGCUGGAUGUGACGCUGUCGGAGGACAGCUGCUCCGUGCUCAGUGAGCCCUCGCAGGAGGAGCUGGCGGCUGCCAAGCUGCAGAUCGGUGAGCUCAGCGGCAAGGUCAAGAAGCUACAGUAUGAGAACCGGGUGCUGCUCUCCAACCUCCAGCGCUGUGACCUUGCCUCCUGCCAGAGCACACGGCCAAUGCUGGAGACGGACGCCGAGGCCGGGGACUCUGCCCAAUGUGUGCCCGCUGCUCUUGGCGAGGCCCACGGCCCCCAUGCUGCCCGGUUCUGCAGAGCCAGGGAGGCCGAGGUGCUGCCUGGGCUGAGGGAGCAGGCCGCCCUGGUCAGCAAGGCCAUCGAUGUCCUGGUGGCCGAUGCCAAUGGCUUCUCGGCUGGCCUCCGCCUGUAUCUGGACAACGAGUGCACUGACUUUCGGCUGCACGAGGCCCCCGACAACAGCGAGGGUCCCAGGGACACCAAACUCAUCCAUGCCAUCCUGGUGCGGCUGACCAUGCUCCAGCAGGAGCUCAAUGCCUUUACCCGGAAGGCGGACACUGUCCUCGGGAGCUCUGCCAAGGAGCAGCCAGAACCCUUCUCGUCGCUGCCUGCCUUGGGUUCCCAGGGGUCCUCCAAGGAGAUUCUUUUGGCCAAAGACCUUGGCUCAGACUUCCAGCCUCCUGACUUCAGGGACCUGCCAGAAUGGGAGCCCAGGAUACGAGAGCCCUUCCGCAGUGGUGACUUGGACUCCAAGCCCGACCCCAGCCGGAGCUUCAGGCCUUACCGAGCUGAAGACAAUGAUUCCUACGCCUCUGAGAUCAAGGAGCUGCAGCUGGUGUUGGCUGAGGCCCAUGACAGCCUCCGGGGCCUGCAAGAGCAGCUCUCCCAGGAGCGGCAGCUACGGAAGGAGGAGGCCGACAACUUCAACCAGAAAAUGGUCCAGCUGAAGGAGGACCAGCAGAGGGCACUCCUGAGACGGGAGUUCGAGCUGCAGAGUCUGAGCCUCCAGCGGAGGCUGGAGCAGAAAUUCUGGAGCCAGGAGAAGAACAUGCUGGUGCAGGAGUCCCAACAAUUCAAGCACAACUUUCUGCUGCUCUUCAUGAAGCUCAGGUGGUUCCUCAAGCGUUGGCGGCAGGGCAAGAUUUUACCCAGUGAGGGGGAUGACUUCCUUGAGGUAAAUAGCAUGAAGGAGCUGUACCUGCUAAUGGAGGAAGAAGAAUUAAAUGCCCAGCAUUCAGAUAACAAGACCUGUACGGGGGACAGCUGGACCCAAAACACGCCCAAUGAGUAUAUCAAGACACUGGCUGACAUGAAGGUGACACUGAAGGAGCUGUGCUGGCUACUUCGGGAUGAACGCCGUGGUCUGACUGAACUUCAGCAACAGUUUGCCAAGGCCAAGGCCACCUGGGAGACAGAGCGGGCAGAGUUGAAGAGCCAUACUGCCCAGAUGGAGCUGAAGGCUGGCAAGGGGGCUGGGGAGCGGGCAGGGCCCGACUGGAAGGCAGCCCUACAGAGGGAGCGCGAGGAGCAGCAGCACCUGCUGGCGGAGUCCUACAGCGCUGUCAUGGAGCUGACGAGGCAGCUGCAGAUCAGCGAGCGCAACUGGAGCCAGGAGAAGCUGCAGCUGGUGGAGCGGCUUCAGGGUGAGAAGCAGCAGGUGGAGCAGCAGGUAAAGGAGCUGCAGAACCGCCUGAGCCAGCUACAGAAGGCUGCUGACCCCUGGGUCCUGAAGCACUCAGACCUGGAGAAGCAGGACAACAGCUGGAAAGAGACGCGGAGUGAGAAGAUCCUCGACAAGGAGGGGGUUUCUGAAGCUGAGCUUGGGGGAACCGCCUUAAAAAGGACCAAAUCUGUUUCGUCCAUGUCUGAGUUCGAAAGUUUGCUCGACUGUUCCCCCUACCUUGCCGGUGAAGCUACCCGAGGCAAGAAGCUGCCCAACAACCCUGCCUUUGCCUUUGUGGGCACCCAGCCGGCGGACUCAGAGAAGGAUGCCCAGGAACAGCCAGGGCUCUCGCCGCGGGACUGCAGCCGCCUGGGCGCCCUGGGCUGCCAGGAGCCGGCAGGAAGGCAGAUGCAGCGAAGCUACACGGCUCCUGAUAAGACGGGUAUCCGCGUGUACUAUAGUCCCCCAGUGGCCCGGCGCCUGGGUGUCCCCGUGGUCCACGACAGGGAGGGCAAGAUCAUCAUCGAGCCCGGCUUCCUCUUCACCACUGCCAAACCCAAAGAGUCAGCCGAGGCUGACAGGCUAGCUGAGAGCUCCUACAGCCGGUGGCUCUGCAACUUCUCACGGCAGCGCUUGGACGCAGGCUCGGGGGGCAGCCCUUCUGCGGCAGGGCCCGGCUUCCCGGCAGCCCUGCAUGACUUUGAGAUGUCUGGCAACAUGAGCGACGACAUGAAGGAGAUCACCAACUGCGUGCGCCAGGCCAUGCGCUCGGGCUCGCUGGAGAAGAAAGUGAAGAGCACGUCCAGCCAGACAGUGGGCCUGGCCAGUGUGGGCACGCAGACCAUCCGCACGGUCAGCGUGGGCCUGCAGACGGACCCACCCCGCAGCGGUCUCCACGGCAAGAGCUGGUCACCUCGCAGCUCGUCACUCGUGUCGGUGCGCAGCAAGCAGAUCUCCUCCUCCCUGGACAAGGUGCACUCGCGUAUCGAGCGGCCGUGCUGCUCGCCCAAGUAUGGCUCGCCAAAGCUCCAGAGGCGGUCCGUGUCCAAACUCGACAGCGCCAAGGACCGCAGCCUGUGGAACCUGCACCAAGGCAAGCAGAAUGGCUCCGCCUGGGCCCGCUCCACCACCACACGGGACAGCCCUGUAUUGAGGAACAUCAAUGACGGGCUGUCCAGCCUCUUCAGUGUUGUGGAGCACUCGGGGAGCACGGAGUCUGUCUGGAAACUGGGCAUGUCCGAGGCCCGGGCCAAGCCUGAGCCUCCGAAGUAUGGCAUCGUGCAGGAGUUCUUCCGCAACGUGUGUGGCCGGGCACCAAGCCCCACCUCGGCGGCAGGGGAGGAGAGCACCAAGAAACCGGAGCCCCUCUCCCCAGCCAGCUACCAUCAGCCAGAGGGCAUGGCCAGGAUCCUGAACAAGAAGGCAGCCAAGUCAGGCAGCAGCGAGGAGGCCAGACUCUCGGUGCUCCCCCAGGUGGGGAAGGAUGGUGUCCCCCGGGACGGAGAUGGAGCCACAGUCCUUCCCAAUGAGGAUGCUGUUUGUGACUGCAGUACUCAGUCUCUCACUUCCUGCUUUGCCCGGCCGUCCCGCGCUGCCAUCCGCCACUCUCCUUCCAAGUGCAGGCUGCAUCCCUCAGAGUCCGGCUGGGGUGGGGAGGAGAGGGCAGCUCCCCCCAGCGAGUGACAGAGCAGCCGUGCUCCCCACCUCAACCAGCCCAUUCCCUGGAUAGCUGAGGGGAACAAACGGAGAGGGGACGAGGCGAGGGGCCCAUGCCGUCGGCAUCGUCUCGCCCUGGAGGGACAGCAGCUGCACCACUGCCAGACAACAGCAUUCCCAUCCAGGUAAAGCGGGGUCUCCUGCUGACUGCUGGGUGGUGAUCUCUGACUUCCUAGGGGAAGGCAGUGAGUGGAAGGAAGACCACAGCUAGGCUUCGGAAGUGGUUCCAGAGAGAUCCUCUGGGAGCCCAUCCAUUGGGAGAGCCUUGCCUCGUUCUGCCCAAACCCCCUUCUCAGAAGAGCCAAGGAAAGGAUACACUUCUGGCCAUGCUCCUCAGGGGAAAAGGCUCACAGAGAUGUUCCCUGCCAACCACGUCCUCCUUCACGGGGAGGAAACACCAAUGAGAAGAACAGUCUUUGCUGUAAGAGUCAACGUGGGGUUCCUGGUGAAGCUGAGGUGGGCAUCAUCCCCAUCCCUUCCUUCUCCCCACUUCUUCCUCCUCCCAGCCCCACUGCUCUGGAUUGCUAUGGCUCUAGGGGGUAUGAUAGGGCAGUAGCCAGGGCCAGCAUCUGCUUGGAAUCCUGGAGCCCUGGAUCUCCCUGUGCAUAGCCUAGAUGCAGCAAGGACUGGAAGAUGAGGUAGAAAAGUGUGGGGCUCAGGGUUGGGUAGCCACUGGAACUGCCUCCCUGGUCAAGGUGGCUUGCGGGGCACCAACCUUGCCAGGAAACACCUUGAAGACAGAAAUAGGUAGGGUCAGUUUCAAGACCUGGUGCACAGAUAAAUGCCUAAAUACCCACUGCCUUGAUGGCUGGGGGCCUCUUUCCCUGGCACCCUGGAGAGGCGUGACACAUCUCCACUGUGUUUACAUCCUGUGGCUGGUGGAGAGCAAACAUGUUCCCAGUGAGAGACUCCCAACUGGCCACACCAGGCCAAGGAGCACUCCAAGAGGCCAGUGCCCCAGGACGUGCUAGUGGACUGGGGCCUGGAAACACAUUUCCUCGGUUGUUUAUUUGAAGUUUUCUUACUAUAAAUAUUUAAGGUAGUUUUACUUUAUUUUAAUAAUUUAAUUUACCCCAAAGUCCCUAAGGUAAUUUAUUGGAGGUUCUGACAUGUAUUCUUGCCAUUGGGACAAAGUGAGGCUUCUAACACGAUGGACAGGCAUGGGGUCCCCCAUGCCCACGAGGCAGCUCGGCAGCUGAGCUCUGGUCUCUUGGUCAAAUUUGGAGGGCCCCCCCCCCCGGUAGAACUGGAGCCCUGCAGCUUGCUCCCCAGUACCGCUGACCAUCUGGCCUCAGAACACUGCUUUUCACUCACUGCUAGGUACUUGGCUGGCCCCCAGCAGUCAGUCUGUAAACGCUCACUGACAGGGUGGAGGGCUGGGCCGCUGUCCCCACUUCCCAAACAUUCUCCGUCUGCCCUCAUUUUCCUCCCUCCCUCAGAAACCUUUUUUUAAGGAGUCAAACACAGAUUCCUAAGGCUCUGUCAAGAGCAUGGCUAUCUCUCCAAAUUCCCCAAAUGAGAACUCACAGGAAAACAGGACUGAACUUCGAGAAUGUUGUUUAUUGCAGCUUUGCACAUGGACCUGAGAGUGCCAGCCUGCCUCAGCUCUCACCACCUGCCAGCCUUCUCACCAGCCUCUUUCCUUAGCCUUAUGGCCUCUCCUGGCCCCUGUUCCAGCCCCAGCUCCACUGCCCGCCCUUGCCCACGUCCCACGUGAGCUGCCUGAGCCAUCAGACAGACUCUGCCAUGUGGCUCAUUGCAAUGUGGCGGGAAAGGCCUCAGCUGGCCUCCCUGUCGGUGCCAGUAAACCCAUUUCGGUUGCACACAUGCCCCCACACACGCAGAUGCGUGGACCUCCUGCAACUGGCUGGGGGCCCAGAGUGGAAAUACCAGAAUAAAGCCACUUGUCUGUGGAAUUUAGGAAGACCAAAAGCCAGCAGUUUUGCUUGUUUGUCCCCAGGACUCAGGAGACACCUCUGCAUUCCCACCUGCUCCCAGUCCUGCCCUUUCAGGGUCACCUGGACAAGUCACCAAAGUCCUUCAUAUCCAUUCCCAAUGGGCAGAAUGUGAGGGUCAUGUCGGUCUGACCAGGUACUUCCUUAUGCCAUAAUGACUUGUGCGGGCAGAGUGGGCAGGCCAAUGGAGCCAAGAGCCUGUCCCCUUUGGGGUGCCACUGCUCCCACCCAAAAGGUCAGGGGGCCCCUCCAAGGUUAUGUCCGGGUGAGGGGAUUCACACCAGGCCACACGCCACCAGAGGCCUUCUGCCAUCUCCCCAAGCCGUGGAGGGUCAGGGAGGUAGCACUCCCAGCCUUGGGGAGAUAUCCUCGCGAGACCUGAGCCCUGAGGCUUACGGACCGCCCAGCCUUACCAUCGUCCUCGUCCAAGUUUGUCCUUGCCAUCUCUUGUCUCAGCGCCUGGCUGCCUGGCCCUCCAGUUGGUGUCAGAGGCUCCAGAUCUUGGUUUUCAAUACUUCCUGCAUGCCACUGUGCAAGGUCACUCAUCACUGUUCCUACAGAAGCCUCUGGACAUGGGGCUUGAUGGGGUUGAAAAUGUUAUGUGUAAAUAUUGGUUUGGUUUGAUUUUUAGCAUUUUAAUUAGUAACUGGUUGUGUUUUCUUUUUUGGGGUGUGGGGGGUUGGUUUGUAAAAUCUCUACUCUUUUGGAAUGUAAUUUCUAAGUUUGUUUCUUCAAAUGCCUUUUAAGUCUUGGUAACAUUCCCAAAGCAGAAAACUGCCUGACCCACAGUGGGGAUUCCCCUGGAGCACCCAGGAAGGAACACUGCCCUUCUUCUCAUUUUCCCCCUUCCUACUCCUCCGCUGCCAUUUUACUCCCAGAACUUUUUCCUCCUCUUCCUUCUCCCUGACUCCCUCUAUCCUUCUUCCUUUUCUGCCAUCUCCACUCUCUUCCACCAAAGUCCCAAGGAACCCAGGGGUCCUAAUUUCCUACAGACCACUAGGCUUAUUGUGUUGGCACCAGUUGGCUGGGGAGGGGUCACAGGGGACCCUGAUUGACCUAAUUGACCUGGUCAAUUGCCCAGAUUGACCUAAACUGGAUGACCUCAUGUUUUCUGUGCCUGACCAUUUCCCAAAGCCAAACUAGAUCCUCCUGGUGGCAGUGAUUGUGUUUGAAAUGAAAAUCAGACCAUGUUGGCACAUCAGUGGCUCCUAAAUCUUGCAUGCACAAGGCAUCUGUGUCCAGUUUCUUGUCUCCCUGUUUUCCUCCCACUUUGAUCCCCACCAAAGACUGACCAAUUUAAAACCACCUCCAAGAGGUCUUGCUUUCUGUGAACUCAAAAUGGGCCCCACCUCUUGGUCUUCCCCCAGGGACACUCCUCUCCCAGUUGCUCUCCCAGAUGACAAAGUCAAGGGCCCAAAGACUUGACCCUCUUACACGCUGACCACUAUAUGGUUCCAUCAUACCCAUCCCUGUGCACCUUUCACGGUUUCAUCACCAGCCUGUUGUCCUCUUGCCCACCCAACUUUCAGGCUCUUCCUCCCUCUCCCCUCCCAUCCAGAAUGUCCCUCACCUUCCAGCCUCACCAGCCCCCACAAGCUCCCACUACCUCUUCAGUCAUAAUAAUCAUCAUCCUGUACACACCCCACCUAGAGCACUUUACUAUCUAGAAAUUGCUCCCCUCUCCCCUUCCCCCCACCCCUCCACACACACCCCCCCCCCCACCACCCCGUCUCCUUCAGACCUCUCAGGGACAGCUCUGGGAGGCAGCCUUGGUAGGAUGGGUUAGUGCAGAUAAGGAAACUGAGGUGCAGGUCUCAUCCCAGAGUCCCCUAACUGGGAAGUCAGCGAGCCUAGACUAGGACCUGGGUCCAUCAGAUCCCCUGGCCCAACUCCAUCCUUCUUGCUGUGUAAACCCACUGCCCCACUGGGGGCUUUUUUGUGUAGGUACAAAACACCCAGAAUAUGCCACUACCUAACCCAGACACGAAACCAUGCAAUGGUCACCACUAUCCAUUUCCAGAACUUUUUAUCACCCAAGCUGAAAUUGUACCCUCUGAACAAUAACACCUCCCCACCCCCUCACCAAGUCCCUGGUAACCUCUGUUCUACUUUCUGUCUCUAUGAAUUUGUCUAUUCUAGGUAGUUCAUAUAAAUGGAAUCAUAGUAUCUGUCCUUUUGUGUCAAACCCCCUCAACUUUUUAGAUGAAAAAUCAGGCCCAGAGAAGAGAGUGGCUUGCCCAAGGUCAAACUAAACAGGACCAGACCCAUGUUUCCUGACUCUCAGCAGGUGCUGCAUCCCCAGCGGUGAAUGAGACCCCUCCACCCUGACAUUCUUUGCUCUUGGUCGAGCCCUUUCCUCUCUCUGGGAUCAGUCUGUUCACUACCCCACCCCUCCUCCUGCCCAUCCUCUCUGUUACCAUCUUCCACCAAAACUCCUCUCCUCCUGCCUCCUCUUCUCAGCUGGUUCCCACCAACAAACCAAGUGCCCUGGCCCUUGGCCAGGUGUUCUUCUUAACACCCGAGCUUACCUUAGCACCCAUCCCUUAAUGCUCCCAGAACAGCUUCUCCAGCUCGGCUCCCUUGCCAUGGAUUUCCCUGGUACGUCAGCAACCCCUCCCUGCCCCCCUCAGGCUCACAUUUCCAUCCUGUCCAGGAAGUGCCUGUGUCUGUGGUCGUCCAUCUCUGAUGUUUGCUGUCACAUUUGGUGGUGUUUCUUGGGUUCUGCUUUAUUUAUUUUGUGUUUUCUCACACUAAAGGAGGCACCUUUCCAACACCUCAGACAGCAUUAGCCUUGCCAGCCCUUCACAUUGGGUUUGGCCCCAGCGACCUCCCAGCUGAGCAGGACAUCCCCUAGGUCCACUCUUGAACCUUAUUAUCUUCUCUGUCCCAGGCUCAGGACCCCAUCACCGUCCACUGUUGGGUGGGGCAGACUUGAAUGCCUCCUUCCGGGCUCCUGUACCCUCCUCAGUCCUGCCUAGCCUUGUUUGGAAAGCAGAUGUAGCCUGGCUUGGGUUCUUCUCUUCCUAGGUCAUUCACCCAUUGGUCUGUCUGUACAUUUGACACCACACUAUCCUCUCUGCUCUUCCCUAGGCCUCACUGCCUCCAGAAUAGCUUAUCCUAGCAGAACCUCGCCCAGGCUUUACAAAUUACCCCUCCCAAUGGCGUUUAAAGUUUGCAAAAUCCAUAGACCCAAGAACCUCAAGGAACAUGAUGCUGGGCCCACAUCCCUUGCCCAGGGGUCCUCCUCACCGCCUGCUACUCUUCCCUCACCCUCCUUGGACCCUCCCUUGUUUAUCUCAUCAGCCCUGUUUCCUUCCCUCCUUGCCCUUGACCAGCCCAUGAGACCCCAGACCCUAAGGAAAGAAGCUCUGGUUUCCAAUAAGGAUCCUUGGAGGGCUGAGGUAGUCAGGGCUUGGAUGCUUUGUUACAGUCAAUUCUGAUACCAAACUGUUCUGUGAAGAGGAACCUCAGCUGGGAAUCUGGAGACCUGGUCCAAGUGUGAGAUCUCUUCUCCAUUUGCCUGGUUCUAAGAGCCUCCCCAUUCUGUGAUUUUAUGAUGUGCAUCAGGAUUAUCCUCAGGGCCCCAGAACACCCCUUGUGUUUUGGGAUCCUGCAUCACCAUCCUCUCUCCACUGGACCCUGGUAUCCUGGCUCUCUCUCUACUCUGCCUCUGAUCUCUGUGCCUUAGUUUAUUUCUCUGCACAGGGGACUCACCACAAGACUAUUCCCAGAAGCUUCCCAGGUAUUUUGGUGCCUCAAAGGCUGGGCCUUGCCGGCUGUGGUCCGGCUCCCUGUCACUGCCUCAGGACACCAAGUUGCUGAGAAUGAGGUGCCUGGAGGUUCUCAAAGCAGCUGGAGCAUCACCUGGGAACUUGACAGAAAUGAAAAGUACUGGCCCCACCCAAGACCUUUGGAAUUAGAAAUUCUGUUGUGGGGCCCAGCAAGUUGGGGGUUAUUAAUAAGCCCUCCAGGUGAUUCUCAUACAACAGGAGUUGGCCAACUGCUGACCUACACUAGCAAUCAAUCAGUGUAGCCUGGUGAAGGACUGAGGCUGGCCCAGACCAGGAACAGGUGGAAAAUACCAAUCUCAUCUAGAUGCCUGAGAGACUGGGAACUCUCCCUGCCCACCCCUCCCUGCCAAACAAAACAACUAUGUCCUUCUUUUCCUAGAAGCUGGAGGGCAGGAAGAAGGCUAUAAUUUUCCUUUCCCUGCCUCUGGCUUAGUUCCAGCUCUGCUCAUAAAAGGCCGUGUAGGGUUGUGCUAGCCAGGCAGCAGGUAUGAGUCCUUGGGGGGGGGGGGGGGGGAGGGGGAGCAGGAGAAAAACACCCUCACCAUGUAUCCCUUGGUAACCUCACCAUAGGAGCAUGGCCUCUCUUCAUGUAGUAAAAAACCUAACUCCUCAAGGAAAGAAUCCUAAAUCCCUAGCUCCUCCCCUUCCUCCUUCCACCUCCAGGGAAACUGAAUAGACAGUGCCAAAAAACAGCUCCAACACCCAGCAGCUGGGGAAGACAGCCAGAACCUGUCGUCUCACCUUGGCCCUCCUUCCCCAACACCUGCCAAUACUGUGAAGCCCCCUUCCUGCCCAGCCUGGUUUCUUGGUGAGGGUCCUGCAGUUGUGGGCCCUGGGGGGCCCCCAGGGAAGGGCCUUUGGGAGGGAAGGGACCAAGGGCAUCCUUGGGCCAAACUGUCUGCCUCUCCUGUCCACUGUUUUCUCUUCCCCACUUCUGUCUUCAAAAGGCUCCUUCCCAAGAUGGAUUGGGUGCUAGGACAACUGGUCCAAUCCGCCAGCUAUCCCUGCCCCUGUGUCUUAUUUCAGACAUAAGAAUAACUGUACAGUGUAAACUUACAAAAGGUUUUUAAUGGUUGUAGAUUGGAAAUAAAGUAUGUCAUAUGAAGAGUUUCCUUGGA
Molecule: messenger RNA, 12250 nt
Organism: Neofelis nebulosa (Clouded leopard)
Lineage: Eukaryota; Metazoa; Chordata; Mammalia; Carnivora; Felidae
Gene: MTCL2
Product: suppressor of glucose, autophagy associated 1
Exons: 15
Coding region: 380-5353 (1657 amino acids)
Biological process (GO): insulin receptor signaling pathway; regulation of autophagy
Source: RefSeq, a predicted model, not a curated record